AGAUGGCGCUUUUCAAACACUUCCGGUAAGAAAUCUACACAAAAAAUCCAGUGAGACGUAAACUAUGUCCCUGCAAUAUUAGUCCAGUAUGGAAACAGAAGAUCAACAGCGUUAUAGGUUCCAAGUUGAACUGGAGUUUGUGCAGUGUCUAGCCAACCCUAACUAUCUGAACUUUUUAGCUCAGAGGGGAUACUUCAAGGAAAAGAAUUUCAUCAACUACCUCAAAUAUUUACUGUAUUGGAAGGAACCUGACUAUUCUAGGUUUUUAAAGUACCCUCAGUGUUUGUACCUACUGGAACUUCUCCAGUACGAACAGUUCCGCAAAGAGAUUGCCAACGCUCAAAAAGAACAAAACUAUUGCAAGCAGAGGCUGAGAGACAUCAACAGUUGCAGACCAAACAAUAGUGGCCAGUUAUUAGUUAUGUCAAUCAACUUCUGUCUUCCUCCAUUCAAGCCUAGGAUAUCCUGCGAUAAAGUCUGUGCAGAUGGAUAUGAAGUGGAAAACUUAGUUAGAAAAACUGGUUUGUUUAUGAGCAACAGUGGCUUCAUGGUUGAGAGAUUCAUAAAGCCCCCAGUAUGUGUUACGGUAGAAUUCCCAUGUAAUGUAGACUUACAGAGUGUCGUUAUAAAUCCCAUAGUUGGAGGACAGAAAUCAUGUGGUUUUGAGAUAUUAACUCAGUCAUCCUUCAAUAGAGGGUGCUGGCUGAUGGAUACAGAUAAAUGUCCAGAUUUGAAAGUAAGUUCUUCAUCCGAUACUUUUUAUCCGAUAGGGAAGAUAUACACGGAUGAACCAAAAAUGAUACGUUUUGUAAAUAGAAGCAAUAGGCAAAGAAUGAAUCAAAGCCAAAUUUCUGUGAAUAUGAACAAUUGCAUAGAAGGCGAUUUGAGGCACCAUAGGGUGGCGACACUCAGAUCUGUGAGUCAUGUGAUGAUCAGGAUCACAAGGACAUUGGCGGGAGCUAUACCUGGUAUGAAAUCUCUAGAGAUUUGGGGACAACCAGCUCUAUGUACUCCAAGACAGUUAACCAACCUCAUUCAACAAAUUAACUAUAAUAUCAUCAACAUCAACCCACAUCCUGCAGUUAGUGUGCAUGAUAACACAUCUGAAUCCAGCCCAUGUAAAGCAGACAUUGAUACAGCACAAAAGGCAAGCCUUCCAAAUGAUGUUGAGAUUCCACCAGAGUUUAUUGAUCCAUUGACCAUGGAGAUAAUGGCACUUCCUUCUGUGUUACCAUCAGGCCAUACCAUCGACCAGUGCACCCUUGAUAAAUACAUAGAAUACGAGGCUCAUUGGGGACGUUCCCCAAGUGAUCCUUUCACUGGUGUAAUCUUCACAGACAGCCACAAGCCUUUACUGAAUGCUGGGUUAAAAUCCAGAAUUGAUCAGUUCCUAUUGACCAACAGUGAUAAGGACUCUUUGAAACAUGUUGGUAGGACUCUUGGUCAUAAUAAUGAUGAUACUUUUACAUCAGUUGGAAAGAAUCUAGGAGGAACUUCGAGCAUUGCAAAAAUACCUAUACCUAGCUAUUCCUCAAGUACUCAAGGUGCUCAAAUGGAACAUAAAGACACCGGAAUUAGAUGUAAUGUAUCAAAGGAAAGUACAAUAACCCCACUGAAGAGAUCUCAUACAGAUAUAAUUGAUCUUACAGAUGAAGAUCAAACUGAACAUAAACCUACAGCUGCAAAGGUACAAAAAGUAGAGUUUAAGUCUAAUGCCAAAGGAACACCUUCCCAUAGCACCAAACUUAGUGAUAGUCUAGACCAGGCACUAAGCUCUUCCCUAAAUUACCUGCCUACAUAUAGCAAGUUUGUUAAACCUGCUAAAGAUCUGUCUAAACUAUGUGCACAGUGUGAUAGUGAACCAAAGCCUAAUGGCAAGUAUAAGAUCACAUGCGGACAUAUUAUAUGUAGGGACUGUUUAGUAGGAAGGAAGUCUGGUAAAUGCAAGAUAUGUAAGAUAGAUUUCCUAUCAAAAGAUGUUCAAAAGUGUCAUUAGUUUAAAGUUUUGUAUUUUUGCACUGAAAACUGGAAAUGCAAUACACUACAAUAUGUUUUGCCAUGUCAUAUUUAGGAACCUUCCAGCAUUUAUGUUAAAAUAAUGGAACAUGUUGAAAUUGUUCAAAAUUAAUUUAAAACUGAAAUAUUGUUGUAAUUUGUUGUAAGCAUAUAAUAGGUGCAUAUAUGCACCCAUAGGCCUUUAUAUGUCUUCAGCUUUUAAGCAAGGUCAAGGUCACCUGAAAGGUUAUAGGUCAGUACCUGCCUACUUGAUAACACUUGGAAAACAUGUAGGUCAUGUAAGGCACAUUAAGAAGUAUAGGUCUAUGGAGGUCAUCUUUAAGGUCAGAGGUUAUUAUAUGGGUAUUUUAUAUUUUGGCAAUUUUGUUUAAUUGAGGUCAUGGUCAUCUCAUACAUGAUAUUUCUGUAUCGAAGGUAAAGUGAAGUUUUAGCUUGUAUUUACGAAUGCAACUAACGGCUGACGGCUACCGGACCAGCCAACUAUUUUAUGACCAACUCAUUUAAAUAUGAAUGGAAUUGUGGCAGGAGCUUUUCAUAUUUAAAUGCGUUGCCCAUAAAAUAGUAUGGUAAUCCAGUAGCCGGCAGCCGUUUGUUGCAUUCGUGAAUACACCAAGGUCAAUGUAUAAGUCAAAGGUGAUAUAUAUGUUUUUAUGUUUUUUUCCUGGUAUAUGGUGAAGUGUUGUCGCUUGAAAGGUCUGUGCUAGGCAUCAAGGAAAUGGGUAGCCUGUUGGAAACAUUAUAAUAAAGGUAUUCAAACAUCUUUUUGUAAAAUAAGCAAAUGGGUUUUGGAACUGGUUAAAUGGGAUUAAUUGAAAUUUCUGUAACUAUAAAAUAAAAGCAGAAAUCAUGAUUAGAUUACCAAAAUGUCACUUUAGGAGAUGAAAUAUAAGCCAUUCAAAUUCAAAAUGUGUAUUUAUUUUUGUAUCAUUACAAAGUACUAAUAGUAGUACAAAGUAGUCAUCCUAUUAACCCUCAGUUACAUUUGCUGUAUGGUGACUGUAGCUUCAUGAAAUUGAUAUAGAAAAUCUACAUCGAACUACUUAUUCCUAUAUGUUAUGCUGCAUCUUUUAUCUCAAUUUUUGGAAGCUACAGCCACUAUAUGGUUGCCAUAGAUCAAAUCUGAAUGGGGCAUCAAGCUUGACUUUCAGAAAUAUUUACUUAAUUUGCCGAAAACAAACGUUCUUUGGCUGACAACAACUUUUAUCAGCUUAGUUUCUUUAUGAAAUUCUCCACUUCAAUUUUGAUGAUAUUUAUAAUGGUUCAAAAUAUUCAAGUCUUGGACAUCUGUAAAUAUGAUUGUGAGAUUGGUACUUAUAAUUUGGACCUCUUGUGAUCCUGUACAUGUACAUACAUAUGAACAAUAUUCUUCUAAGCAAAUUUCAUAUAAUGCAUAAUGUCAUAAUUCUGAAUGCAAAAUUUCAAAUGCAUUUCAAGUGCAAAAAUACAUUCAUAAAGUUCUUGUAUAUAAAGGAAAAAAUAAAAGAACUUAACACACACAUUAGAUUUAUUUUAUUAUUUAUACUGUUAAUAUAAUAUAUAUUUACUGCAAUUCAUAAAGGAACCUGGAUUGUGAUUACUAUUCACAUAGGCCUACAUGUCAAAUAUAAUGAUCACAGACACACCAAAUGUCAGCCAGUAUACAGUAAAACCUGUGUAUUGAGUGAACAAUUUUGCAGCCACAUGCAUCGUUACAAGUUUGUAUUCACUUUAGUGAGAAUUUUUAUGAAAAAGUCAAUGGUGUAUGUCUUAAGAAAUGUUCUUCAUAAAGGGCAGGUAUUCUCUAGAGAUGUGUUCAAUAAGAUUGGUUUUACUGUAGUAAUACUUUCAACAUGUGUAAAUGGUUCCAAUAAUUUAACACCCUCAGUCACACAACACUAAUCAUCCGCCACUAUAGUUAAUGCUUUGAUCUGUUUUAAUGUGUCCUGAGUCCUAUGAUGUAUUUGUUCAGAGUUUGAGAUAUCACCGGUCUCGUUUGCCAUCUCUGAGUAGAUUUUUAAAGAUUCUGUGUAAUAAUUUGCCUGGAAAU
Owenia fusiformis is the source of this 4042-nucleotide messenger RNA. The record is from the annotation of a GenBank genome assembly. Lineage: Eukaryota; Metazoa; Annelida; Polychaeta; Sabellida; Oweniidae.